UCUGCAAAAUAACCAUAUUCUAGAUUACAUUUUGUCAGUUAUGUUAUUGUAUUGUAAAUAAGCUUGCAUAAUCCUUUCUAUAUGUAAGUCCUACUGUUGUGUUAGUCUAUUUUGUUUUACUCGGACCUUCAUUUUAAGUUGAAUAAAGCCUAUGAUCCUUUUCGUUCGUCAUAUAGGUUUCCGGCAUAGGUUUUACACAUUAGUGAUUAAUUAGGAGUGUAAAUGGUUACUGUGAAAAAAUAAAAUUGAAGACGUUACCUUCAGCAAAAGCUGCCAACAUUUCUUCAAAACUGAUACUCAUUUUUCUGUUGGGUUCUCAAGAUUGUAUCCCCUUUCCCAGAGUUUUACAAUAUUAUGAGGUUGAUUAUGAAUGUAAUUCUUACUCUGGAUCAAUUACUUUCUGACAUUCAAGUUGUGCACUCUACUGUAUUAUGGAGAGGAGACUUUAAAGAUAUUUCAACCAAAUUAUUUCAAAGAGUUCCAGCCAAGUAUCAUCCAGACAUAAUACAAAGAGGUGAAAUAUCAGCUGCAUUAUGUUAUGCUAUCCUGCAAAGUUAUCCUGGGGCUUCAGUUUCCAACUUUCGUCAGUUCACUGAUUCUCAGUUGAUCUUCACUGUGGAAGAAAAGAGUUUCCUAGUAAAUGAUGUUGAAAGUGGAAAAGCUAACCAAACUUUGGGUUCAUUUUUAGCUUCUCUAAGUGAAAAUGAAAAGUUAGAUUUUAGUAGCUUUGGUACAUACAGGAACAUAAAGAGAUUCAUUUUUACUACUGACACCUCAAUCGGGAUAACUAAAACACAACAGGAAGCAACUAAAGAGCUGCCAAGCCAACCAGAACCUGAAGUUAAACCAACUAUAAACAAAGAAGUUCCAGUUUUAUCUGAAUCCAGUUCAUGCACUGAGGAAGAUCAAACUACUGAUCUCUUUGCAAGUGUAGCAUAUGAGGAUGCUGCGUUUCUCAUGGACAACAAACGUUUUCAAGAAGCGCUCACACUUCUUGAGCAGUGUACGCUUAAGGGUGAGCAGUGUUGUGUACAACUUCGGAUAUCUUUAUGUCUGCGUGAAUGCAACAGGAGACAAGAAGCUGAUAAGUUAUUGCACAGCACAAUCCAUGAUCUCAAAACCAAACCACCUACAAGCAAAAAAAUUAGUCUUGCAAGCUCUAUUGUUAAAAUAGCAAAGAUGUUUGGAGAAUAUAAUGCCUUUUCCAGAUCUGUACUCAUCCUCCUGGCAGCUGCACAACUACUAGCCAGUGUUAGCUGUGAUAAUGUUGCAGGUAUCGAGUUAAUGAAUAUAAUGGCUUGUCUGCGACGGUUUCAAAGCAAAUCUGAUCAAUCUUACCGAAUAAAUGAAAUGAUACAUAAAAGCAUGCUAGAAGUAUUUAAGUUGCUUAAGGAAUUCACUUUUAAAACAAAAUCUGAAGAAGUAGACACAGUAAGCCAUGGUCACCGCCACUUGGCUGCAUCAUAUGAGAAGAUUUUUGAGGCAACUAAAGCUGAGGAACAAUAUAAAGCUGCCGUUGAAAUCUUGGAAAAUGGUUUUGGUGAAUCUGCGAAGUUGUACUAUAACUAUGCAAUAUGUACACACAACAUUGCAGUUAAAAUGGAGGAAAGAGGUGACAUGGUGUCUGCAAAAGUGUGGUUCACAAAUGCAAUUGAAAGACACAAAGCAGCAGAAGAUUGGAGCACAGAGCAAGAACGGGAGAAAGCGAUAGAACUUUCAAUUAUUGGGCUGAGUAAAAUUAGUGUUUAACAUUCUGAACUUAUCGUUUUUGGUGUAUGUUACUGUUCCAGAGUUCUAAUAUAAACUUUUGCAAUUUUUUCAUUGUGUAUAUAUAUAUAUAUAUAUAUAUAUACAGUAUUAUUUUAUACUGAAUGUUUAUUAGAACUUUAAUUGUGUGUUUAACAAAGUCAUGUUUAUACAGUAAACAUUUAAAUUGCUAAAAAUGUAAUUAUAAAAUAAAAGAUAGUACUGAUGCUGAUUACCACUAGUGUUUUGCUCAAUAAAGAAUAAUAUAAAAAUGCUGUUACCAUAA
Ciona intestinalis (vase tunicate) is the source of this 2032-nucleotide messenger RNA. The record is from RefSeq and is a predicted model, not a curated record. NCBI's taxonomy places the organism in Eukaryota, Metazoa, Chordata, Ascidiacea, Phlebobranchia, Cionidae.